Messenger RNA from Daucus carota subsp. sativus, 2584 nucleotides. RefSeq names its product ABC transporter G family member 15. The transcript has 9 exons. Gene Ontology annotation, molecular function: ATP hydrolysis activity; ATP binding; ABC-type transporter activity. The coding region runs from base 139 to 2211 and encodes 690 amino acids. The record is from RefSeq and is a predicted model, not a curated record. NCBI's taxonomy places the organism in Eukaryota, Viridiplantae, Streptophyta, Magnoliopsida, Apiales, Apiaceae. Gene Ontology annotation, cellular component: membrane.
ACUUGGUAGUAUAUAGUAUCUCCUACAUGAAAUUUCGUAAGAUACUAUCAUAAAAGUAUAUACAACAUAUAUUGAUCAUACUAAUCUUUUCCCUUGUUCCCUCAUUCUACUUGACAUAUCAGCUUAAAGUAGCAAGGAAUGGAGAUAGAGGUAGCAAGAAGCAAUGUGGCAGGCGAUGAUCUGGAAAAGGGUAAGACUGUGCAUAAAGGUGAUGAAGAAGCAGAAGGUGUUGCAGUUGCAUAUCUAGUGUGGGAAGAUCUGAGUGUGGUGCUUCCAAACAGAAGGAGGUUGCUGAAUGGGCUUAGCGGCUGUGCGCGACCAGGGAGGAUCAUGGCGGUUAUGGGACCUUCUGGAUCUGGUAAAUCUACCCUUCUUGAUUCUUUGGCAGGUAGACUUUCAGGAAAUGUUAUCAUGACAGGCAAUGUUCUUCUUAAUGGGAGAAAGCAGAGUCUUGAUUAUGGUUUUGUCUCAUAUGUCAAACAAGAAGAUGUGCUUCUUGGUACACUUUCAGUAAAAGAAACUAUUAGCUAUUCAGCACACCUGAGACUACCUGAAUGUUUAAGUAAAGAAGAAGUGAAUACGAUUGUUGAAGAAACAAUCACGGGAAUGGGACUUGAAGAUUGCAAAAAUGGACUUAUAGGAAACUGGCAUUUGAGAGGUAUAAGUGGAGGAGAAAAGAAGAGGGUCAGCAUUGCACUUGAAAUCUUGACAAGCCCAAGUCUGUUGUUUCUUGAUGAACCCACAACUGGCCUUGACAGCGCAUCAGCUUUCUUCGUGAUUCAGUCUCUUAAGAAUAUUGCAUCUGAUGGACGGACAGUAAUUUCAUCUAUUCACCAACCAAGUAGCGAGGUUUUUGCCCUGUUUGAUGAUCUUUUGCUGUUAUCUGGUGGUGAAACUGUCUACUUUGGAGAAGCAAAGAUGGCUCUAGAGUUCUUUGCUGAUGCAGGAUUUCCUUGUCCCAGUAAAAGAAAUCCUUCUGAUCACUUUCUGAGGUGUAUCAAUUCAGAUUUUGAUGCUGUUAAUGAAACUUUGAGGGGGUCCAAAAGAAUAACAGGGCGAGAUUUUCUCAAAUGUGGAGAUCCUUUGGAAAAUAUGCUGAGUGCAGAUAUCAAAGAAAAUCUAGUCAAGAAUUACAAAUUCAAGUAUUCCUCAAGAACUAAAUCUAAUAUUAGAGAAAUCUUAUCAAUUGAGGGACUUUCCAAAGGAUUAAACUGCGGGAGCAGAGCAGGGUGGUUAAAGCAACUCAUAACACUGACCAACCGAUCAUUCGUAAACAUGUCUAGAGACAUAGGAUAUUACUGGCUCCGAAUAUUUAUCUAUAUAGCCCUAUCUUUCUGUGUUGGCUCUGUCUUCUUCAACGUUGGAACCGCUAAUCGUGCAAUAUUGGCUCGCGGAGGUUGUGGUGGUUACAUUACUGGCUUUAUGACAAUCAUGUCCAUCGGAGGCUUCCCUUCUUUUAUAGAAGAAAUGAAGAUUUUUGGAAGGGAGAGACUGAGUGGACACUAUGGAGUUGGAGUAUUUACAAUUUCAAACUUCAUGGCCUCAUUUCCCUUCUUGGCUGUCAUGUCACUUGGUACAGUAACAAUCACAUAUAACAUGGUGGGAUUUCAACCAGGAUUCACGCAUUUUCUGUACGCGUAUCUUGAUCUAUUUAUCUCCAUUGCUGUUGUUGAGAGUUACAUGAUGAUUGUGGCUUCAUUGGUGCCUAAUUUCUUGAUGGGAAUUAUUGCUGGAGCUGGACUUAUAGGAAUUAUGAUGAUGGAUGCAGGAUUCUUUAGGCUGAUGCCGGAUCUUCCUGAGAUUUUCUGGCAAUACCCAGUUUCGUAUAUCAAUUAUAUGGCUUGGGCACUACAGGGUGCAUUUAAGAAUGAUAUGAUUGGCCUUGAGUUUGAACCUCGUGAGCCAGGUGAGCCGAAGCUCAAGGGCGAAUAUAUCCUCAAAACAAUGCUUGGCGUAUCUCUAAAACACUCUAAAUGGUGGGAUCUAGCAGUUGUUGGAGGAAUGCUAAUAUUCAGCAGGCUUCUCUUCUUUGUCAUUCUCAAGUUAAGAGAAAGAGCUCUUCCCAUGUUCCAAAAGCUCUAUGCCAAGAAAAAAAUUGAACAUCUCCAUGAGAGGGCUUCAUUUAGGAAAACACAGACUUUUCCUUCACUGAGGCAUCAAGCUGUACAUUCUUUAUCUUCUCAGGAGGGUCUUAACUCUCCACUUCACUGAGACACCUCAAUGCAGUUUGUAAUAGAAUUCCGAUGGUGCUACAUUUGAUUAAGAUACGACCACCUCUACCAUUCUUGUCUGUUGUAAUGGUUAUGUUAGUAUGUUUAUCUUUAGUUACUCUGAUCCUUCUUGCUCAGAAAAACUUAAAUUUAAUCAAGUUCUGUAGCUUCUCCAAAAUUUGUCUAGGUACAGAUGGAACUUAAACUGGUGAUUACACUCUUAUGCAUCGUUUAGUUGAAAAGAUUGAAAUCGGUUUGAAUGGACUGUGGAUUUGUACUACAAAUCUGAGCUAAAGUUCAAACCUCCUUGCUCAUUUUCUUUACCAUUGAGAAAAUUAUGCCUCUGAUGCAAACAUACUAGUAUGAAAAUUAUA